UCUUUGUUGUGUUUGCUUCACAGAGGGGGGAAGUAGACAGAAGGGAGAGACCACCUCCCACCUCUUGCAUUCUUGAACACAGAUUGUGAAACUCCAACAAGGCAGAAGUUAAUUUGGAGAUUAUAAACCAGGUCCCUCAGUGGUUUGACAUACUUCGGUUCCUGCUGAAGUUGAAGAAGCAACUAGAAUUGGCAGAGAGCAAAUGAAACAUAGUGCUAAUCAGUCAUGAAGUUACUGGGAUGCCUGCUUGUCCUUACUGGUGUAGUAUGCUGUACUGCAGCACCAGCAUCUGAUACAGAAAAACCUCCAGAUUCCUGUGGAACGCCGCCAAGAUUUCUAGAUCGAGAACUGCAGGGUGACUGGAAUAAAGAAUUGUAUAAUUCUGGUGAAUUUGUACAGUAUUCCUGCAGACCUGGCUUCAGCCGCCUUGGACCCAUUCGCUAUGUAUGUAGUAAGGGCAAGUGGGAAAAUGCAAGUACUGGACAAUGCAAAAAGAAAUCAUGUGGACAUCCUGGAGAUAUCGAAUUUGGUACAUUUGAGCUGAAGAAAGAAGACUCAUUUGUGUUUGGAGCACUUGUUGAAUACAUUUGUAAUGACGGGUAUCAAAUGAUUAGCAGACAUAGAACAAGAGAAUGUUCAGCAACAGGAUGGACCAAUUAUCGUCCCGAAUGUGAAGUACGAUUUUGCCCACCAGUUCAAGUUAGCAACAAUGUCAAUCUUUUAACUACUUCUUAUGAAGAAGAGUAUUCUGUCGGCCAAGUAAUACGAUUUGAAUGUAAAAACGCUAACCAGAAACUAAACGGCGCCUCUGAGGUUUUCUGUACAUCUGAAGGAGAAUGGAAUGCAGAACCACCAACAUGUGAAGAAGUCAAGUGCAGCCCACCAAAGAUUAUUCAUGGCACAGUACGCAAUCCUAAACCUACUUAUAAGGACAGAGAAACCUUGGAAUUUUCAUGUGAACAAGGAUAUAAAACAUCUACAUCCAAUCAACUUACAUGCACAAAAAAUGAUUGGAGCCCCACACCUAUAUGUGAAGACAUUGUUUGCUACAAAGAGACUGUAAGAAAUGGUAUUGUCCAAUACAACAAGGAAACAUAUAUAGACGGAGAAACUGUUACACUCACAUGCAAUGAAGGAUACCAAAUUGAGCACACACCCGAGAAACCCAGGACAUGCACAGCACAUGGGUGGAGCCCACCUCUGAAUUGUAUUAGGAAAAAAUGUUCUCAACCUAAUCCACAAAAUGGAUACAUCGAAGAUCGGUACAAUUUCCCAAUAAGUCCGGAUGCUUAUUAUAAUUCGAUUUAUUAUCACUGUAAUUCUGGGUAUCUAUCUAAAGACAGAAAAAAUUACUGGGGAGAAACAACUUGUACAAAAACUGGAUGGAAUCCUGAGCCAAAGUGUUCUAAAAAAUGUGAUGUCCCUUCUUCAGACUCAAUAAAUGCAAAUUUUCAGCACUCAUGGCCACAAAUAUAUAUUGAAGGAGACAAAUUAAGAUUUCAGUGUUAUAGAGACCAUAAGACUUCAAAUGGACAGACAACUGGAGAAAUUGAAUGUCUUCCAGAUGGCAAAUUUUCAGCGGAAAAAUGUUCUAAAUCUUGCCAGAAACCAAACCUGGCUAAUAUGAAAUAUAAACCAAAUGAGAAUGUAUUUGAGGUUGGAGCGUACUUCAUAUAUAAAUGUAAAGAAGGAUUUAUCAGUAGAGAUAACAAAGUUGAAGGCGUAAGUCAGUGCGGCAAUGAUGGAUGGCAGCCUUAUCCAGAAUGCAGAGAUGGAACAAUUGAGUCUUUACCUACCCUAUAUUUGACCAAGCGAAAAGAGUCAAAAUGUCCUUCUAUAGCUGAGCCAUCAAAUGCUCGAGUGAUAAAUCCAAAGACUGAAUAUUUUAAUGGAGAUGAGAUAGAGAUUGAGUGUGAUACUGGAUAUCAGAUGUAUGGUUCAGAAAAAGGUCUAUGUAAAGAUGGAAAAUGGCAGUCUCCCCCUUGGUGCACAGAGAAAAAACGAUGCACAAGGAAUCCACCACAAAUACCUAAUGGCGAGAUCAGUGAAGAAUCUGUAGCAGACCAAUAUUAUUCUGGAAGCACGGUGAAAUACAGAUGUGCAGAUGGUUAUCGCAUCAUUGGCUCUGAUGAAAGUAAAUGUAUUGAUGGAAAGUGGCUACCACUACCUACCUGUGAAGGUAAUUCCUGUGGAAAGCCUCGAGAAAUAUUAAAUGGAAGAGCUGAAGAUAAAGUAUACAAACAUCGUGAACGUGCUUCCUAUAUUUGUAACAAGGGGUAUAAGUUGUCUCAAGCUGAACCUGCAUCAUGCGAUCUUGGAAAAUGGAAGGAUAUUCCACAGUGUAUAGAUUCCUCAUGUGGACUGCCACCAAAAAUGACUAAUGGAAGACUCAAAGAAGCACAAAAGGCCAAAUAUUUGUCAGGUGAAAGAGCAACUUAUGAGUGUUACGGAGGCUAUACAAUGAGACAAAAUGCAAAUUAUAUCACCUGCGAGAACUCCGAAUGGACGGAACUACCAGUAUGCAGAAUAAUUGGACAGACCUGCGGCGCACCACCAGUAGUGCAAUUUGGAGACAUCACAGAAAUAAAACAAAAGACCUAUCAAUCAGGCUCUUCUGUAAUAUAUAAGUGUGCAAAUUUUUAUAAGCUUGAAGGACAACAAAAAAUUACAUGUCGGGAUGGAGAAUGGGAAAAGGAGCCAGUCUGUCGAGAAAUUGGACAGACCUGCGGCCCACCACCAGUAGUGCAAUUUGGAGACAUCACAGAAAUAAAACAAAAGACCUAUCAAUCAGGCUCUUCUGUAAUAUAUAAGUGUGCAAAUUUUUAUAAGCUUGAUGGAGAACAAGAAAUUACAUGUUGGGGUGGAGAAUGGGAAAAGGAGCCAGUCUGUCGAGAAAUUGGACAGACCUGCGGCCCACCACCAGUAGUGCAAUUUGGAGACAUCACAGAAAUAAAACAAAAGACCUAUCAAUCAGGCUCUUCUGUAAUAUAUAAGUGUGCAAAUUUUUAUAAGCUUGAAGGAGAACAAAAAAUUACAUGUCGAGAUGGAGAAUGGGAAAAGGAGCCAGUCUGUCGAGAAAUUGGACAGACCUGCGGCCCACCACCAGUAGUGCAAUUUGGAGACAUCACAGAAAUAAAACAAAAGACCUAUCAAUCAGGCUCUUCUGUAAUAUAUAAGUGUGCAAAUUUUUAUAAGCUUGAUGGAGAACAAGAAAUUACAUGUUGGGAUGGAGAAUGGGAAAAGGAGCCAGUCUGUCGAGUACCUUGUAUAGUAAAAGAAACCGACUUGCAACAAAACAAUAUACAGUUUAAAUUUAAAUUAGGAGAAGAAAAAAACAAAAAACUAUACAGUGAACACGCAGAAAAUAUGACCUUUGAAUGCAAACCUGGAUAUCAGAUAUCUGAUACAAGUCUUCUGAGAAUUCAGUGCUUGGAGGGUGUGCUAAAAUACCCAAGAUGCCUAAAGGAAGGUACCUGUGUUCUACAACAAAGAGAAAUGUCUAUUAAUAAUAUUCAUUACAACAAAAGCACUGAGAUCGAAAAUGGGCAAACCAUUGAAUUUGAAUGUGAGGAAGGAAUGUUAUCAGAAAACCUGCGAGCAACAUGUAAAAAUAAGCAAAUAAAGUACCCGAAAUGUUCUGCUGGACGGUCAUGUCCUCCUCCUGACAUUUCAAAUGCGAUACUUUCUCCUAAAAAACAAGAUGGUUAUGAAUCUGGGUCUUCAGCGAAUUUUAAAUGUGAAAACACAUUUGUGCUCAGUGGAAACAUAAAUGCAAAAUGUGAAAAUGGUAAAUGGGAUGAACUUCCACAAUGCCUCAAGCCUUGCACAAUUGAUUCCAGCAAUUUGGAGAGAAAUCACAUUGAAUUUGUGCCAACAGAAAGGACUCCAGAGAUACUUGAACAUGGCACAGAUCUGAAUCUAAAAUGCAAAGCAAAUUUUAAACGCCAAGGAUCCCUAAUAGCUUCAUGUUAUGAUGGAGCAAUGAAAUAUCCAAGGUGUUUCUCUGGUGGUACAUGUCGCAUAAUCCAAAUGGAUCUUGAUGAUAACUUCUUAGAACUGGAUGAAAGGCAUGAAAAUGAGGUGUUUUAUGAAGAAGGAGAAACUGUCAGCUUUACAUGUAAAACUGGAUAUAGAAACAGGGAUGGACUGACAGGAACAUGUACUAAAUCAGAAGCAAAACAACCAGCUGAAUAUACACUGACUUAUCCUACGUGUACAUAAGAAUCUGCGGUGUGAAGAUUAUAUGAUGUUACUUACCUACAUUUAGAAAAUGUUUCCAUUUGAACAAAGCAAUUAUUGGAAAAGAAUCUUGGAGUUUUUCAUCUGAAGGAAGGACUUUCAUAUGAUAUGUACAAUGAUGGAUGAAGAAAUUAUUACACAAAUUAGUUAUGGCAUUAAACAGAUUUGUUCACAUAUUUUGCCUUCACUGUGUGGAUUAACUUUGCGUGGAAACAAAUUAAUAAAGCAUUGUGCAGUGACCUAUAUUUACGGCCAUACAAAAAUUGUGCAUUUCACACAAGUCAUUAAAGUCUGGUAUUGGUUUUA
Rana temporaria (common frog) is the source of this 4545-nucleotide messenger RNA. RefSeq names its product complement factor H-like. NCBI's taxonomy places the organism in Eukaryota, Metazoa, Chordata, Amphibia, Anura, Ranidae. The transcript has 26 exons. Bases 226 to 4221 code for a protein of 1331 amino acids. The record is from RefSeq and is a predicted model, not a curated record.